This is a messenger RNA of Ceutorhynchus assimilis (cabbage seed weevil), 1227 nucleotides long. Lineage: Eukaryota; Metazoa; Arthropoda; Insecta; Coleoptera; Curculionidae. The record is from the annotation of a GenBank genome assembly.
AUGCGAACGACAACGGACCCAGGAUUUGUACAGGCCGAUUCAUAUAAUCUGCCCGAAGUAACAUGCGAAAUGAUAGAUAUAUAUUACGAAGAAAUUGCUGAGUAUUUUAUUGCUGGGGUGCGGAACGUGAAAGCUCAGAGAGCUACUCGAGAAUCUUACGGAGACGUUGCUGUAGGGUAUGUCCAGUUGAAAAGGGAUCAUCCCCAGUGCAUUGUAAAAGCUCGAAUCACGCCAGAACAUAAAAUUCGAAAACAAAGCUAUUUGGUUAGUGUGUGCAUUGAUGAAGAAUGCCAUAAAGUAAUUGAUGUGAAAUGUAAUGAAUGCGAAGCGAGCGAAGGGGGCUGCAAGCAUGGAAUAGCGCUGAUUUUUUGGUUAUUGAGGAGACAUUUACAUCCGUCAGUAACCUCAACCGUCUGUUACUGGAAGAAGUCAUCGUUAGCAAAACUGGGGGAUUUGAAGCCAACAACAACUGUCAAUAUUUUCAAAUAUAAACGUCCGCCAUUACGGUCAAAAACAACAGCAUUUCUGGAUAAAACUGUUCAGCUACUAUUAGAGCAAAACUCAACUGCGUCCAUUGGCAACUGCUUUCGGACCAUCCCCACUGUUGUUGAGCAAAUUUCCCUUCACCACAUGGUACUGAAAUUUCAAGCUACGGCUCCUAUAAUCAAUGCAGAUCAUUUUCUCCAAUUUGCGAAAACAGUUUUAACGCCCGAAAUAUGCAAAAAAAUUUGUCAAAUAACUAAAACGCAGUGUGAAUGCCCAGAAUGGUUUGCUGCUCGAUUUGGCCGGAUAACAGCUUCAAAACUACACGAGGUUGCACACUGUCAUACAUAUGAUGGGACAACACUAGAGGCAGUACUUGGUGCGCGCAAAUUCACCCCUAGUAAAGCCAUGCCACGAGGCUUAAUAUUAGAAAAACAAGUACUACAAGUACUUUGUGAAGAAAAGAAGAUUUGUGCAAAAAGAUGUGGAUUCACAAUCAAACCAGAAGUGCCCAUAUUUGGUGCCUCACCUGACGCAAUUGCGAAGCACCAUUGCAUGGAAAUCAAGUGCCCUUCAAGAGCCGGUACAACAGAAAACUAUUACAAGAAUGGAACAAUAACAGAAAAGUUUUAUGCUCAGGUGCAAUUGCAAAUGUUUCUUUGCGAUAGACAAAAAAGUCUUUUUUGUGUUGCGUCUCCUGAUUUUGAGGAGGAUAAACAAAUUACUACUAUUGAAGUAGCGUAG